AUGUCGCCAUCGACCGUCAACAAGAUCGCCUCGAGCCCCGUAUUCGAUAUCCGCUCGGACGAGACAAAGGGGUUCGCCAAGGCGCCCAUCGAAGACGAGCUGGCAGGCCUGCAGGCGGUGUACAAUGAAAAGACGCUGCCCAACGUGCUCCUCUACGACGCCAAGGGCCUGCAGCUCUUUGAGAAAAUCACGUACACCAACGACUACUACCUCACGGGGCUCGAGAUGGACCUGCUCGGCGAGCAUGCAGACGAGAUGGCCGAAUGGAUCAAAGAUGGUGCGGCCCUCGUCGAACUGGGCGCUGGAGCGCUGCGCAAGACGGCGAUACUGCUGGACGCCAUCGAGAGGCAGGGCAAGCGGAUCACGUUCUACGCCCUCGACCUCGACCACUCGGAGCUCACGAGGACGCUGGCCGAGCUCGAGGGGCGAUACCGCCACAUUACGCUGUGCGGCCUGUGGGGCACCUACGACGACGGACGCGCCUGGCUCGCCUCGACCAACGAGGAGCAGCGCGUGCUCCUCUGGCUCGGCUCGUCGAUUGGCAAUCUGUCCAGACAGGAGGCCAAGGACUUUCUGCACUCGUUCGGACGCGCCCUCCGACCGGGGAUCGACAAGUUCAUCGUGGCCAUGGACUCAAAGUACAACGCCGUCUCCUCGAUGACGCGCGCCUACAACGACAGCGAGGGCGUCACGGCGUCGUUUGCGCUCAACCUGCUCGACGCCUUCAACGCCAAGGUCGGGUUCAAGGCGCUGCCGCCGUCGUCGUUUUGCUACUCGCCCUUCUUCAACCAGGCCCAGGGGCGCAACGAGGCCUACCUCCGCGCGCGGCACGGCGUGCGGUUCGAGGUCAACGGCAUCGCCGUCGAGGUGCGCGACGAGGAGCUCAUCCGCUUCGCCUACUCGCACAAGUACGACAAUGCCGAGCGCGACCUCCUCUGGCGCGCGGCUGAGGCGAAUGUCGAGCAGGAGUGGCUGCAUUCCCCGCAGUCGGGUAGGGCCAGGUACUCGAUCUCGCUCCUCUCGUUUAGGGAUUGA
Pseudozyma flocculosa PF-1 is the source of this 1035-nucleotide messenger RNA. RefSeq lists its product as uncharacterized. Gene Ontology annotation, molecular function: methyltransferase activity. Bases 1 to 1035 code for a protein of 344 amino acids. The transcript is spliced from 4 exons. NCBI's taxonomy places the organism in Eukaryota, Fungi, Basidiomycota, Ustilaginomycetes, Ustilaginales, Ustilaginaceae. The record is from RefSeq and is a predicted model, not a curated record.